Messenger RNA from Helianthus annuus (common sunflower), 752 nucleotides. Its product is annotated as auxin-responsive protein SAUR50. Bases 41 to 445 code for a protein of 134 amino acids. Lineage: Eukaryota; Viridiplantae; Streptophyta; Magnoliopsida; Asterales; Asteraceae. The record is from RefSeq and is a predicted model, not a curated record. Gene Ontology annotation, biological process: response to auxin. The transcript has a single exon.
UCAAGUGUGAGGCAUCUGAUUAAAAAGUUUGAAAGUUAAAAUGACAAAGGUGAGAAAUAGUGGUAAUGGUAAGAAAAACAAUGGUAUUUUGAGGCUUAGGUUAGUCCUGGAGAGAUUGCAAAAGGGUCUUUUCUUAGCCAAGAAAAGACGAGAGUCGUAUUCGAGCCAAGAAAUGGUCCCUAAAGACGUGAAAGAAGGUCACUUUGCUGUGAUAGCAUCCGAUGAUUAUGUCAAAAGGAGAUUUGUUAUUCCUAUCACAUACCUCCGUCAUCCGUCAUUUCUAAGACUCUUGGAGCGAGCCGCCGAAGAGUAUGGUUUUGACCAUGAAGGGGCACUUAUGAUACCUUGUAGACCUAGUGAGCUAGAGUGGAUGCUAGAGGAACAAAUCGGGUCUCAAGAUGGUGCAGAUUGGACUUCAUGUAAAACUAUGGUGGAAAGUUGUUGAAAUUGUGAACAAAAUGAUUUCAUAACAACUCCAAAACCUCAUUAAACGGUUUUUGGGUGCACCGAAAAGUUUUACAUCCAUGUAUAAUAUUACUUUUCUUCGGUUUACAUUGUUGGAGAAUGGUGAUCUAUUGGUCACUUCUUGUGCUUUGUUACUAGGCCAUUUACCAAUUUAUUUUUAAGUUUCAAAAAUAGUUUUUACUCAAUGUAUAAUGAUUAUAUUCUUACUUGUAAAGUCCGGAAACCAAUGCCCCAAAAUGUGUUGAUGAUACUUGAGGCGUUAGUCACCUAUCUAGUUUUCUCCUAUC